Messenger RNA from Ornithorhynchus anatinus (platypus), 1413 nucleotides. It is a transcript of the gene TP53INP2, whose product is annotated as tumor protein p53 inducible nuclear protein 2. Gene Ontology annotation, cellular component: nucleus; autophagosome. Bases 212 to 883 code for a protein of 223 amino acids. Gene Ontology annotation, biological process: autophagosome assembly; positive regulation of DNA-templated transcription. The record is from RefSeq and is a predicted model, not a curated record. NCBI's taxonomy places the organism in Eukaryota, Metazoa, Chordata, Mammalia, Monotremata, Ornithorhynchidae. The transcript has 4 exons.
AUCAGCUGUUUGAAGCUUCCAAUUCGUGCGGCGAAGCUCCACUGCGACCGCGGAGCUCCGUGCAGAGCGGGACCCACCGACCCCUUUGGACCGGACCGGAUCGGACCGGACCGGACCGUCCCACCGACCCCCCGGCACCGCCCCCCGCCCCCAGCCCCUCCUCCGGACGGACCCUAGGCCGCGUGGUUGCCCCCGCCCGGGCUCCCUGACCAUGUUCCAGCGUUUGGCCAGCCUGUUCUUCGGCGAGAGCCCGCCCGCCGCGGGCCCCGAGGAGCCACCCGCCUUCGUCGCCGAGGAAGAUGAGCUGGACGGCUGGUUGAUCAUCGACCUGCAGGCUAGCUCCCCGCAGCCCCCCAGCCCGGCCUCGGAGGCCCCGUGCCCCUGCGGGAGCCCCGUCCUGGCGCCCGCCCCCUGCUUGAUGGACGAGAGCUGGUGGGUCACCCCCCCGCCCUGUUUCACCGCGGAGGGGCCCCCGCCGGCCCUCCUGGCGAGCAGCCCCCUGGAGGAUCUGCUCAUCGAGCACCCCAGCAUGUCCGUGUACGUCACGGGCAACGCCGUCGUGCUGGGGCCCGACCUGCCCGUGGAACUUGAGCCCUGCUGCGGCGGCAGCGACGGCGAGGGGGAGGCGGCUCCGCCCCCGCGGCCCCCGCGGCCCCCGCGGUCCCGGCACCCUUCGGCCCCGCACCCCGCGGCCCCGCCGACCCCCACGGCGGCGCUGCUGGGCAAGAUGAGCCAGGUUCGGCGGCUGCAGCAGGCCCGGCAGCACCAGCUGAGCCCCAAGUGCGUCCAGCGCCAGAACCGGGCCCGCGAGUGCCGCCCGCGCCGGCCCAAGCACCAAGGCAGCUUCGUCUACCAGCCUUGCCGGCGCCAGUACAACUACUGACCGCGGCCCCCCCCGGUCGCCCCCGACCCCAGGGACACGCGGCCCCUCUCCGCUACCGCCGUCACCUCUCCACCGCCACUGCCUCCGCGGGCCCCGUCCCGCUCCCGGCCUCAGAGACGCGCACCCGACGCCCCCACCCCCGCCGCAUGCCCCGGAUUCGGACCUCGGGCCUCGCGGCCGAACCGGGAUCCGACGGACCGGCCGGCUCCCCGUCCCCGGCUCCCCGCCGCCCCGCGCCCCCCCGCCGCCUCCGACCUGGUGAUUCCGAGAGCCGCCCUCCGCCCCCGCCAUCCGUCCGCCGGAUCCUGACCGGCCAAGGAGGCCCGGGGACCCCGUCCCCACCGCUCCAGAGCUCGCACCCCACUAAUCCGCAGCCUAGGAGCGGGGCGGCGGGCACGAUGCGGGGGGUUCCCGUGGGGUUAGCCGGUCCCAGGCUCCCCUCCGACCCCAACCCGCUCCCGCCCAUCCCCUUCCCCUUUCUGUUCAGACAUGUCCGGCCAGCCGGGGAGCGGGCGUCCUCCGGUCUCCCG